Dromaius novaehollandiae (emu) is the source of this 3077-nucleotide messenger RNA. RefSeq names its product solute carrier family 20 member 1 (gene SLC20A1). The coding region runs from base 356 to 2419 and encodes 687 amino acids. The record is from RefSeq and is a predicted model, not a curated record. Gene Ontology annotation, cellular component: membrane. Gene Ontology annotation, molecular function: phosphate transmembrane transporter activity. Gene Ontology annotation, biological process: phosphate ion transmembrane transport. NCBI's taxonomy places the organism in Eukaryota, Metazoa, Chordata, Aves, Casuariiformes, Dromaiidae. The transcript has 11 exons.
GUGGGGGCGGCGGCGCCCUAUGAAAGGGCGGCGGGGCUGCAGCGGCGGCGCCAGUCGGCGGCGGGUGGGUCCGGUUGGCGCCUGCGUCCUGUCGGGCCGCGUGUCGGAUGAAGAGCGUGUGGUCUCCCCUUCCCUCGCCAUGGAGCCCUUCCCAGCCCUGACCUUCCAGAGCCACAGGAACUCUAGGAAAGCGAUUCUCAUAUGCACUGUAUAGCAGGAACUCUGCUCCCCAUCCAGCUUAUUUAGUUUAUUUAAUUUUAUAACGUUAUUUAUUAUAGCCUUUUCAUACCUCAUACUUUGUUUACAUAUCCGAGUUGAAAGUUCCUGUUAAUCUGAAACCACUAAAGGUAGAAUCAUGGAGAUAACCUGUGUUGCACCCACAGCUGUCAAGGAGCUGCUGCUGAGCACUGUGGAGACCAUGGUCUCGGCUCCCAUGACAGGCUUCCUCUGGAUGUUGAUAUUGGGCUUUGUCAUUGCCUUCAUCUUGGCAUUCUCUGUGGGUGCCAAUGAUGUGGCAAACUCCUUUGGAACCGCGGUUGGGUCGGGCGUAGUGACUCUACGGCAAGCGUGCAUCUUGGCGAGCAUCUUUGAGACGGUGGGCUCCGUCCUGCUGGGAGCCAAAGUGAGCGAGACCAUCCGGAAGGGGCUGAUCGAUGUGGAGAUGUACAACUCUACGCAGGAGCUGUUAAUGGCUGGGUCAAUCAGUGCCAUGUUCGGAUCAGCUGUGUGGCAGCUAGUGGCUUCAUUCUUGAAGCUUCCUAUUUCUGGUACCCAUUGUAUUGUUGGAGCAACGAUUGGCUUUUCGCUAGUGGCCCAAGGGCAAGAAGGUGUCAAGUGGUCAGAGCUGCUUAAAAUUGUGUUGUCCUGGUUCAUCUCACCCCUCCUUUCUGGCAUCAUGUCUGCUAUCCUGUUCUUCCUUGUCCGUAGGUUCAUCCUUUGUAAGGCUGAUCCUGUUCCCAAUGGCUUGCGAGCUUUGCCGAUCUUCUAUGCCUGUACCGUGGGGAUCAACCUCUUCUCCAUCAUGUAUACUGGUGCGCCUUUGCUGGGCUUUGACAAACUUCCUCUCUGGGGUAUCCUCCUAAUUUCGGCGGGGAGUGCUGUUGUCUGUGCUCUCGUCGUCUGGUUCUUUGUAUGUCCAAGAAUGAAGAAGAAAAUCGAACGAGAGAUCAAAUCGAGUCCUUCAGAAAGCCCCCUGAUGGAGAAGACCAGCAGUUUGAAGGAAGAUCACGAGGAGCCCAAAGUGCCAUUGGGCAACAGCAUGGGCGAUGCCAAGAACCCCGUUGCUGACGUGGUGUCAGCCGUGCCGCACCGGGUGGUUGUGGAGGAGAGGACUGUCUCCUUCAACCUGGGAGACUUGGAGGAGGCCCCGGAGCGCGAGAGGCUCCCCAGCAUUGACCUGAAGGAAACCAACAUUGACAGUGCAGGAGCUGUGCAGCUGCCCAACGGCAACCUUGUGCAGUUCAACCAGGCCGUGAGCCACCACAUCAACUCCAGCGGGCAGUACCAGUACCACACCGUGCACAAGGACUCCGGCCUCUACAAGGAGCUGCUGCACAAACUGCACCUUGCCAAAAUGGGGGACUGCAUGGGUGACUCGGGUGACAAGCCGCUGCGGCGCAACAACAGUUACACCUCCUACACCAUGGCCAUCUGCGGCAUGCCCCUGGACUCCUUCCGGGCCAAGGAGGGCGAGCCCAAGGGGGAGGAGAUGGAGAAGCUCACCUGGCCUGCUGCUGACACGAAGAAGAGGGUCCGCAUGGACAGCUACACCAGCUACUGCAAUGCGGUGGCGGACGCCCACCCGGCCGCUGAUGUGGAUGUGAAUGCAGCCCAGGUGGAGAUGGGUGUCAGUGACAGGAAGUGCAGCAAUAACUCCCUGGAAGAGUGGAACGACCAGGACAAACCGGAGGUGUCCCUCCUCUUCCAGUUCCUGCAGAUCCUGACGGCCUGCUUUGGCUCUUUUGCUCACGGUGGCAAUGAUGUCAGCAAUGCCAUAGGCCCUCUGGUCGCGCUCUACCUUGUCUACCAGACGGGCGAUGUGGCUACAAAGGUGGCGACUCCCAUCUGGCUGCUGCUCUACGGAGGCGCUGGCAUCUGCAUUGGCUUGUGGGUCUGGGGAAGGCGGGUCAUUCAGACGAUGGGGAAGGACCUGACUCCCAUCACGCCAUCGAGCGGCUUCAGCAUCGAGCUGGCGUCUGCCCUGACGGUGGUGAUCGCCUCCAACGUCGGCCUCCCCAUCAGCACCACCCACUGCAAGGUGGGCUCCGUCGUCUCCGUGGGCUGGCUGCGCUCCAGGAAGGCGGUCGACUGGCGCCUCUUCCGCAACAUCUUCAUGGCCUGGUUCGUCACGGUCCCCAUCUCGGGCCUCAUCAGCGCCGCCAUCAUGGCGGUGUUCAAGUACGGUGUCCUGGGAGCGUGAGGGCCCGGCUGCCGCCCGCCGUGGGGGCCUCGCCGCUCGCGCUCCCCCUGCUUUCACGCUAAUGAUUGUCUCGACUAGCUGCAAGACAGCCGGGGCGGACUCUUCCCCGCGCAGGCUGUGAAUUACUGUAGGUUUCUGUCUUUUUUUUUUUUUAUUUUUAUUGGGCUUUCCCCAAUCCUGUCUAGUGUUGUCACUGAAGUAAUUAUUUUUUUUGGACUUUGGCCCUAAGUUUCUAGCUGCGGUGGGUGCAGCAGUAAGCCUGUGCUCGCCCCAGAGGGGUGACUAUCCUGCUGCUGUGUAGCUUUAGAUUAGCAGUGGGGGGAGGCCACUUUAUUUUUUUUUUUUAACUCUUAAUGACUUAAUUAAGAUCCUCUUGCUGUGAUUCCUCCUAGUGUAAGGAUGGGGGCUGGUUCUUGCCCUGCGCAGGGGCCUGGUCCCCCCCCCGGCAAGCGGGCUGUCACGUGUUCAGCUUUGCCUCCAUCGCCGUAGUGUGGUGCAAACAAGAGAAGCUGCAGUACCAUCACGCUCUUGGCUCUUGUCGUGUCUUUUUUUUUUGGGGGGGGGGCCAGCCCCAGGGUCCCCCAUGCCCCCCUAUGACCCCCCAGCCCUUGCUCACUGCUGCUACCUCGGACUCAAUAAAGACUUUGUUCUUAGGGCA